This is a messenger RNA of Benincasa hispida (wax gourd), 2525 nucleotides long. It is a transcript of the gene FY, whose product is annotated as Transducin/WD40 repeat-like superfamily protein. Lineage: Eukaryota; Viridiplantae; Streptophyta; Magnoliopsida; Cucurbitales; Cucurbitaceae. The record is from RefSeq and is a predicted model, not a curated record. Gene Ontology annotation, cellular component: mRNA cleavage and polyadenylation specificity factor complex. Gene Ontology annotation, molecular function: protein binding. Gene Ontology annotation, biological process: mRNA 3'-end processing.
AUGUACGGCGAUCCCCAACAGUUUCAGCAGCAUCAGCAGCCGCCCAAUCAGCAUCCUCUUGGUGGGGAUUUCCCAAGAGGCCCGCCCCUGCCAGGGCCACCGCCCAUGAUGAGGCAGCCAUCUGCUUCUUCAACUACACUCGCUCCCGAGUUUCAACAGCACCAUCAUCCUCGCCACCCCUCUGGCCCUGCUCCUCCUCCUUCCGAAGCCCAUGGGGAUAGUUUUGCGGCCAAAAGAAUGAGAAAGCUCACUCAAAGGAGGGCAGUAGAUUAUACUAGUACAGUCGUGCGAUACAUGCAGCUUCGUAUGUGGCAACGAGAUUCGAAGGAUAGGACUGUGUUGCAAUCAACUCCAGCAGCAGCUAUCGAUAUGUUGCCACCAGCUGCCUAUUCAGAUAAUCCAUCUACAAGCUUUGCCGCAAAGUUUGUCCAUACAUCAAUCAACAAAAAUCGUUGCUCAAUUAAUAGGGUGCUGUGGACUCCUACAGGGAGACGUCUUAUUACAGGCUCACAAAGUGGUGAAUUUACCCUUUGGAAUGGACAGUCGUUCAAUUUUGAAAUGAUUCUUCAGGCUCAUGAUCAAGCAAUUCGGUCUAUGGUAUGGAGCCACAACGACAACUGGAUGGUCUCUGGUGAUGAUGGGGGAUCAAUAAAGUAUUGGCAAAAUAACAUGAAUAAUGUGAAGGCGAAUAAAUCAGCUCAUAAAGAAUCAGUUCGGGACUUGAGCUUCUGUAGGACGGAUUUGAAAUUCUGUUCCUGCUCUGAUGACACUACUGUUAAAGUUUGGGACUUUGCUCGGUGCCAAGAAGAGCGCUCUUUGUCUGGCCAUGGGUGGGAUGUGAAAAGUGUUGAUUGGCACCCCACAAAGUCUCUACUAGUUUCAGGUGGAAAAGACAACCUCGUAAAACUUUGGGAUGCAAAAACUGGCAAAGAGCUUUGUUCAUUUCAUGGUCAUAAAAAUACAGUACUAUGUGUCAAAUGGAAUCAAAAUGGUAACUGGGUGCUGACUGCAUCAAAGGAUCAAAUCAUCAAGCUUUAUGACAUCAGGGCCAUGAAAGAACUUGAGUCCUUUCGUGGACAUAGAAAGGAUGUGACUGCAUUGGCCUGGCACCCUUUCCACGAAGAGUAUUUUGUUAGUGGGAGUUUUGAUGGCUCUAUCUUUCAUUGGCUUGUUGGACAUGAAACUCCUCAGAUUGAAAUUACCAAUGCACAUGACAAUAGUGUGUGGGACCUUGCUUGGCAUCCUAUUGGUUAUCUUCUUUGCAGUGGUAGCAAUGAUCACACAACCAAAUUUUGGUGUAGAAAUAGGCCAGGAGACACUGCUCGUGAUAAGUUUAGCACAGGUUACAAUGAGCAAAAUCCUGCUGGUUCUGCUCGUAUGCCUGGUAACUUUGUGGUACCUGAUGGACCCACUACUCCCGGACCAUUUCCACCUGGGCUAGCCCGAAAUGAGGGAACCAUUCCUGGCAUUGGAGUUGCAAUGCCCUUAUCUGAUACUGCAGCAAUGGGAGAACAUAAGCAGCCACAUCAAAUUUCAAUGCCAGUAGGGGCUCCUCCCCUCCCACCUGGUCCCCACCCUUCUCUUCUUGCUGCCAAUCAGCAGCAUUCUUUUCAACAGAAUCCUCAGCAGUUCAUGCAACAACAGCAGCAACAGCAGCAGCAGCAAUCACAACACCACCAGACCCAGCAAAUGGCCCCAGUGCCCAUGCAACCUCAAAAUUUGCCUCAGUUACAGCCUCCAUCGCAUUUCCCUUUGCUCCCACACCCAAAUUUACCUCGACCACCCCAAAUGCCCACACUGAAUAUGCCUUCACAACCUGGAUCAUUGCCUUCACCAGGACCUGCCUCGGUGCCCAUGCCUAUGCCUGGUCCAAUGGGGAUGCAAGGAUCUAUGGGUCAGAUGGUUCCUCCCAUGCAGCAAAACCAUUAUAUGGGCAUGAAUCCAAUGCACUCUGGACCUAUGCCUACCAGUGGUGCUCCACCUUCUGUCCAAGGUUUUCAGAAUAAUUUACCAAAUAUGCAGGGCCCAUCAAAUGCGUCUGGAGCACCAAUGUAUCCACAGGGUGGUGGAUUCAAUCGGGCACAGGCUGGGCAAAUGCCAAUGACGCCAGGGUUCAAUCCGUACCAGUUUGGUGGUCAACCUGGGAUGCCGCCACCGCAACCACCAGGCCCCCCGCCUCAUUCUCAGACGCCUCAGUAAUCCAUUCACCAUCAGUGUGCAUUGUAGAGAAUGCUCCUUCCCUUUCCUGUGUGGUAUUUAUUCCUUUCAAAACAUCUAGAGGUUGCUGUGAAGAUGUGUUUUAAAGGUCUUAGAGUAUUUGCUGUUUGACACAUAGAGAAACAUGAGCUUCUCCCUCUUCCCCUCCCUCCCGUAGAUUUUAGUUUUCACUUUUAUUCUUUUUACUUUAGUUGAUGUAACGUCUUGAUGACUGAUUUCAAUGACAAAAUCGUAAAUUCAUCAACUGACAGAAUAUUUUGUCGUGUAUUUCUUGAUUUGUACUUUACUUGAAUGCUUCAUAGUUAAAA